Molecule: messenger RNA, 2751 nt
Organism: Cyphellophora attinorum
Lineage: Eukaryota; Fungi; Ascomycota; Eurotiomycetes; Chaetothyriales; Cyphellophoraceae
Product: Repressor of filamentous growth 1
Exons: 3
Coding region: 1-2751 (916 amino acids)
Biological process (GO): cell differentiation; negative regulation of transcription by RNA polymerase II; anatomical structure morphogenesis
Molecular function (GO): RNA polymerase II cis-regulatory region sequence-specific DNA binding; DNA-binding transcription factor activity, RNA polymerase II-specific
Source: RefSeq, a predicted model, not a curated record
AUGACUCUCUCCAUCUCGGACCAGCCCUCGCAAUGGCGCCGCAUCACCGCUCGCCAUUCGUUGCUGACCGAUGCUACCAUUGAUCCCUUUCCAUACCGCACAUCUCGCGCAGCCUCGCUGCUUGAUCAUCACAUCGUCAGGGACCCUUAUAAGGAUGCCCGUACGAUAAACGAUGAUGGAAGAAGAAAUACCGUGCCUCACUUGCCGCCGGCUGCUCCUCAUAUAACAUCCCACUCACGCUCCUCCCCUCCUCCGCAGCAGCUGCCUGCGUCGCCUGACGCAAGAGCUCCUCCUCCCCUCGUUCAUCCGGAUCAGUUUGACGAUCUCGACGCGCGGAAACGUUCACACCAGGCGAUGGCUUCGCACGAUCAUUCCGAGGGGUCCUCUUCUCCAACAAGUAUAGGUCACAUGGAUGGGUCGAGCAGUUUUUGUCUGUGUCAGCCCGAACCAAAGAUACCCAGACCACGCAAUGCCUUCAUUCUUUAUCGCCAGCACCAACAAGCAGCAGUGGUUCGUGCGAAUCCUGGCUUGCCUAAUCCGGCCAUAUCCAAGAUCAUUGGUGAACAAUGGAGUCGUCUGCCAGAAGAUGCCAAAAAUGAAUGGAAGGCGCUUGCGGAAGAAGAAAAGGCUCGUCACGCGCAACAAUACCCCGACUAUCGUUACCAACCUCGACGCAACGGCCGCUAUAGCAGUCAAUCAUCGGGUUCGGGUCCUCCAAGUGGCGGCAAAGUCGACGAGCAAGGUAAUUGCGUCAAGUGUGGCGGCAAGACGAUGAAUCCUCCUACCACACCCUACUCGUCGAAUCACUAUCCGACCACGCCCCGAGGCUCAGCAGUGACAAUGCCUCGACCUGGAUCGCAAGCUAUGGUGUCGCCGCCGCAAAGUGGUCGUCCGUCGUACCCUGAGCGCCACUGGCCACCACCUCCUCCCCGAUACCAUGAUCCUCGAGCAAGAUAUCCUUCGGUCGCCGAGGGCGCAGGUGAUGGUCCCGAUAUGAAGCGUCGUCGCUAUGAUGGCAACGGAGUCUAUAUCCCAACACGAGAAUGGCGCGAGCCACCUCCCUAUCAAUAUUCACCAAGGGCUACGUACUUUCGAGGAGAUGCACCACCGAAUGCUGGUCAGCGACAAUCCAUGACGGGCCCUCCACCACCACAUGCGAUGUACGCUCCCGCAGGACCUCCGCCACCACCGCCAAAGCUUCAAAUGGUUCGUCCGCCGCACGCACACAAACGGGAUCCCAGUCUUACGCUCCCACCACUUACGACGCCAAGCGCGAGCCAAUCAUCGACUUCCGGACUUGAGGCUAUGAUUAUGUCCAUCCCGGUACUUAACAAAGUCAAGAUACUCAGCCAAAUAUCACCACACCUGCCUGCGCCUAGUUUAACAUCACCAGCUCCCGAGGUCCGUGGCUCCGUCGUUGCCAUUGAAGGAAUGGACCCGACAACUGUGUAUAGCAUGACGAACUCACUGGCGGAGGAGCUCGAAAGAGACGGCAAAUUCGCAGUCCGAAUAUUUGGCGGCCCUGAUCCUUACAGCGUGUGGUCGGCCAUGCAAGGUAGAAAUCCUCUCACGAUUGCUGAGACGCUGAACGUCAUUGGCGAAUGGCACAAAAUCAGUGAGGAGAUGAGGCGAUUCAUCACCACAAAAUUCAGACCAGGAUCGAUCUCCGGCUCAACGGCCUCGGCCUCAUCAGCUCGAAAAUCAGUCACACUUGAUGGUCCCGCCGAUGUGAGGUCAGAACGACGCGGAAGUGAAGUUGAUGGGAAGGCAGACCGUAUCCCUCAUGGUCAGCAUCCUUCUCUGCCAGACCCGACCCAACAGCGCCCUUCUGUCGGUGGUCGAUUAUCUUACGGCUCGACCUCCAAAGCGACCGAUGGAGAGGAUCGCCCAUAUACACGCAUUCCUGCUGCGGCUAUCGUACAACAACAGCUCCCACAUCAGCAGAGUGAGCACUCAUCAUCCGCCGCGCCCGCAAGUCGACCCAGUAGUGAGAUGACGCCUCCAUCGCCCAGCAAGUUUGACACUAAUCCUCCUCCUAUCGUGUCGACCCAACAACUUCCGCCUACCCCUGGUGCGAGCAAGUCGCCAAGCUCAACCUCCAUUUCUAGUUCUCCAACACCAAUUCCGAUCGCCCUGGUCCCACACUAUCAACUCACAACUGUUGACACUGCCGCCAUUACUCUGCCCAUCAACGAUUCGUACUCCCCACUUGCACAUUGGCAAUGGCUUGCAACACUGUGGCGCGGCUGUAUUGGGCCAGAUGUCAGCAUUGUCAUCAAAGGUGGAUCUGGAGGUCACGCUGACCACAUGACUACGACGUUAGGGAACAUGGAAGAAAAGAGCGCCAUAGCAGAGAAAUCUACCGGCACUGCCGAGAUCGACGCUGCGAGAUCUACUGGCCCGACCGGCACCGCAGAAGAGACCGAGCCCAUCAAGGCUGGCAGCGGCGCCUCACGUCCAUCCAUCUCCGUUCCACCUCCGCCGCCCAAUAGCGGUAAUUCAGCACCAGGCUCUGGCUCGGCGCCACAUUCAGGCGGCUCAGGCUCAGGCGUUGUCCCCCAGUCUGCUGUCGUGGCGACUGCUGCUGAAGCAAUUGGACAAGGGGUGGACGUGAAGCUGAUUGAAUGUCGUGCUGUGGUGGUGCGAAUGGGUCAUGGUGGUAGCGGAGCAGGGCUUGAGGGUCAAGCCGAGUUUUGGGAGAAGGCGAAGAGGAGGGUUGGGUUUGAGGUUGGGGAGUUUUUGAGACGCUGA